This is a messenger RNA of Penicillium bovifimosum, 4761 nucleotides long. RefSeq lists its product as uncharacterized. The transcript is spliced from 3 exons. The record is from RefSeq and is a predicted model, not a curated record. NCBI's taxonomy places the organism in Eukaryota, Fungi, Ascomycota, Eurotiomycetes, Eurotiales, Aspergillaceae. The coding region runs from base 1 to 4761 and encodes 1586 amino acids.
AUGGGGGUCAACACCCGCAGACCGAUCCUUCCUGCUCCCACAGAAUCCAUCAUCGAUACCGGCGAGAGCGCAACGGGCACAGAUCUGGCAACUGACAUAUCUCGCCGCACAGACAAAACGUCGUACUCCAUCCCGGACGACGGUAGCCCCAUCACUGUCCCCACUCGGCGUCAGCGGGACCGCGAGGAGAAAUUGUCUCGCUCCCACAACGAUUCCCACACUUCACUACUCAUCGAGUAUUUCGAAGGCGGCAAAGGAUCAAGCGGCAUUGUCUCUCGUCCCAGUGUUCGAGUUCGUGUCACACCCUCGUCGGCUAGAAAGUCUAGAGACAGAAGAGAUCGAGAUCGGUUCCAAAUUACCGAGACGAGCGGAAGCGGCAGCCGCAAACCAUCGUACACACACCGGAUAUCUCUACCAUCGGCAAAUCAGAAACACAUCGAAUCGAGCGCAGCGGAUGAUCAGAGUAUCGAUUCCAACUCAGCCGAGGAGGAAGGUCAUCAUUCGUCACGUCGUGAGGCAGUAGAUAUCGAAUUUGUCAACAGAGGAGACAGCGAGAUGUCCACCCUCUCGCAGGAUACCAGAUACAUUCCCACAACAUCGGAAGUGUCAUCUAUGCCGCCCGAAAGCAUGAUCAACGCUUCGUCGACAGGCCCCAGACAGAAACGCAGCCAGAGUAUGGAGCGUGGUUCACCUGAUGAAGACAAGGGAUUGCUCAAGACUCCUCGCCGACAAAGGAGUCGCAGUUUGAGUACGGAGCGAAUUGCGCAUCGUGUGGCAGAGAAACUCACCGAACCACAAGAGGCGUCGAGCGGCAAACACAGAAGCAAGAAUACCAAGGAAUAUCUCGAAGCCGACCCAAAAACGUCCCGACGCCGAAAGCACAAGUAUGCGGAAGAAGAUAUCAUGAGUCCCGAAUCCAGUCUUCUCAGCACAUCUGGAGUUUCUUCGAACCACAAGUCCGAUCAGUAUUCCAUUCGCUCCGGUGCAUCAAAGUCGUCCAUCAACAACCCAAAAUUGCUGGAGACUGUCGAGGAUGCGAUCAGGCGAUUGAUCCUUCCAGAGCUGAAGGAGCUCAAGAAGGACCAAAAGGUCAUGACUAACAAGAACAAAUUCGACCGGGACAUGGCAACUUCUUAUUCGUCCGGAACUAGCUCCAGGGAUGAGCUUGGCCGGCGGCUGUCCAAGCACGCCAGUGCGCCUGAUGUGAUGAAGCCCAAGGUUGUCCUUAACAAAAGCAGCAAAGACGAAGGCAUUGUUCUCUCCGCCGAAUCUGCCCCACGCAACAAGGAACGCAAGUCCAGCAAGAGCAGUGAAGCCUCCGAUUUGGCAGUGAGGUGGGCCAACAGGCCUGUACUCACCGAACAAGACAAGAUCCGACGACAGAGGAGCAAGGGCCUUCGCGAUGCCCAUGCGGCUGCACGGGUCGGUAGUGCUCUUACCGCAGCUUCUUUGAGACACCACGACUCCAAUUCCAGUCUUGGCACAAAAGAGCGUCGGCGCAACAGUGGCUCUCGAAAGAGUGUCUCCCGCAAAAGCACUGAGAGUAUGAAAUACAAUGAGACGGAACUUGUUUUCCAGAAGCACAAUGUUGCGCCCAUGCCAAUGCACAGCGAGAUCGACUCUGAGCUGACCAGAAACUCGUUGCUCUCUGAGCGCACGGCAAGUCCUACUCCUGAGAAGAAGAGCUCUCACUUUGACGUUGCUUAUGGAUCACCGAAGCAGGCUGUGUCGCCAGCACCUCGCACUCCUACCAGAAACUCGGUCGACUCGAGACAUGAACUCGGAAUGCGCCACGGCAACCAGUCGCGCCAUAAUAUUUCAGUACACUCUGCUUCAGACCGAGACUUGCGUCGCCAAAGCCAAUCACCGGGAACUGACGGUGGCGACUGGGUUGCAGCUGCAGCUGCAGCCAAUCUCCUUGACGCCACCCACCCCGGGCAGAACGCGGAUGAUCACUAUCAUGAGCAGACCGCCGGCCGCGGACUGAGUCCCAUUCAGAGCAUUGCAAGUGAUCGCACUGAUACCCAUCAUGCUCAUUACUCAGCUCAGGAUGAGCAACAUGCUGAGGGCAAGCGCGAGAUGGAAUCCCGACUAUCCAUUGAGUCUCUGUCAUCCGCUCCCAGUACGAACCUCGCGAGAUCUACCCGCCUGGGCACCAGUCCACAGAGCCAGAGCGGGCUAUUCAAGCAACACAGCCAGGAUUCGCCUGGGCUCGGAUACGAACAUUCGCGUCAGGGCUCGCAAGAUCAUGAUUACUAUGGCUAUGACGAGGAAAGCAGACAUUCCGUCGACGAUGAAGACAGCGAUGUUGAUUUCAUGGACAAAGUCAAGGAAGGUCACAAGGUGGCAACCGGCGCUGCAGCAAAUCCCCAAUUUGUUCAUCCGAUCGCUGUCGAAUCUGCAGUUGCUUCUCUGAUGGAUCCCUCUGUCCUUGAAUCCCAGGUUUCCUCCACAACUCGCUCGCAGACUGAACUGGGCCCACGAUCAGGCAGUCGAAGUCCAGAAAAACCAGCAAGUGAAGUAUACCGCGCAAGCCCUUUGAGACAACGCCAGGAUGCUUCCAAUGCCGAUGAGACCUCGUUUCCUCGGCGCAUGGGUGCCACGUCGCCUCCUCAGAGCGUUACCCAGUCCUUCGAAGACAUGGACGAGUCGGCUCUGAUGGCCGGCAACAUUUCGCGUCGGAUGGAGAGCCCUCAUGUGGAUGCCGAAAGCCAACAAUCGGAGUCCGAGAUCAACACCAACCCGUCCAUUAUCCAAGGCCCCAUCGGUGGUGUUGCUCAGGGAGACCACUGGGGUUAUGGUACGGGGUCACCGCCUGUCGAACACUAUUACGACACCCCGAUCGGCGGCUCCAAAGGCCUCAAUCCCGAACAGCAGAUUGGACUCGACGCAGAGUACUAUGAGACCGCCCAGAACAUCUUUGGUGGCGAUGACUACUCUGUCCACUCUGAUGACAACCAACCCCGGCAAUUGUUCGCGACCCCGCCUGGUGCUAAGGAUGAGGGCUAUGUUUCGGCUGCCAACCCUGUGUCUCCCAGUAUUGGAACCCCGAAGCAAGCUAGUCGAGGUCUUGCGGGUGCGGGCACGGAUGCCGCCGGAAUGGGUAGCUUUGGAAGUCCCACUGGGGCAGACGAUCUCUUUGUCUCUGGCCAUGAACGCCACUUCAGUGGCUACUCUCAUGGUGUAGGCUCGCCCCUCUACGACAGUGCCACCGGUCGUGGCAUCGAGAGAAUCCAGUCCCAGGAUAUUGUGGCUCUCAUGGAUCAUUUGACUGUUCGGGACGCUCAACGGAAUGCCAGGGAUACCGAAAUUCUGGUUACUCUGGUCCGAAGUGCCGCUGAAAUGCGCACUUCCUUUGAGCAGAUGAAGAAGUUCAUCGCUGAGCAGGAUGAGCUCAUCAUGGACACCACCGAGAAAGAACAUGAGCGGACGCAAAAGGCACUUGGAGGCCCCCGGCCAUUGCCUGCCAGUGGUUCACGGAACCGCCAGCUGAACACAGCCGAUGAAGAAGACAAGCGGAAGAACAUCUUCAAGCGUGCGCUCAAAGGCUUGAGCCUCAAGUCGGGCAAUGAUCUUAGCAAGAUUGAGGGUAUGCUGGAGCAGCUGCUGGAUGAGGUUGAGGCCCUUCGAUCUGGACAAGCUGGCGGGAUUCCGCGCACUGGCAGUAUGGAUCUGAGUGGACAUGGAACUUUCGGCCAGAAUGGGGCACCUAUCGAAGCCAGCCGCUCUCCCUACGGGUCCAGCUCAUCUCGCCCAGCUGAUGCGGCGCGCAGAAAUUCGGACCAGCGUGUCAGCACCGUUCAUGAAGUUGACGAGGACCUCGAACUCACCGAUGACGACCACUUCAUGACUUCGCAUCUCCCUGUCCGCGACGCACCUCGUCACGAGCGUUCCGGUUCACUACCGCUUGACACACCUCCACGGAAGCCGGUGCCCUCGGCAGCUCGCAGCACCGAGACCACCCCCAAGGCCGAAAAGGCACGCAAGCACAAGUCCAGCGGUUCUUCCAUCUUCCCGAAAAUCUCGCGCUGGUCCAAGUCCACUGCCACCUCUGUGGGCGACAACAUCCGCAACAGCAUCCAGCCUUCCCGCAAAGAACGCCCGGUCUCGGAUCAGUCUCGCUCUGGAUCUGAUAUGGCCCCCCCUUGGAUCCGAUCCACCUACACCCUCGAAGACGAGCAAGAUGAGAACCGGCCUCCCUCGCCAUUGGUGCCUUCCCAGGUCUCCGAGGCCCCCAAAUACCGCGGCCACCGCGGCAGUCUCGAGCUCCAGCACCCUCAGCCUCGCCAAGGUCCAACCGGACGCUACCAGUCCCGCCUCGAGACUGAGGCCCAAGCAUUCAGUGGUCCCAUCUCCCCUACCGGCUCAGACCAAUGGGAAUCCAACCCCAGCCUGUCCGCAGCCAACCCAGCCCACAACCGCAACAGCGGCGUCAGCGGCAACAGCCGCCUCUCCCCAAUCUCCGACGCAGGCUACUCCGAGACCAGCACCCGAGCCCCCGGUCCACCCCGUCCUCCCAAGCUCAAGGACGAUGGCCCACUAGUUCCGAGUCGUCCAUCAAAAGUAGCGGAGGACGAGGAACCAGCUUACAGCGUCGACCGUGUUGUUUCACGGGGCUCUGCCAUCCGCUCUCCUCCCACACGCAAACCAACCGGCCCGCGUCCCCUCACCUCCGCCGGCGCUUACAGCCCGAGCAAUAUCAAGCGAACCCGUUACCGAGGCAGUCCCGCUCAAAUCGAUUACACCGAUGAUGAUUAUUGA